This is a messenger RNA of Zophobas morio, 1036 nucleotides long. Its product is annotated as DNA repair protein XRCC3-like. The record is from RefSeq and is a predicted model, not a curated record. Lineage: Eukaryota; Metazoa; Arthropoda; Insecta; Coleoptera; Tenebrionidae. Bases 161 to 1036 code for a protein of 291 amino acids. Gene Ontology annotation, cellular component: replication fork; Rad51C-XRCC3 complex. Gene Ontology annotation, biological process: t-circle formation; resolution of mitotic recombination intermediates; telomere maintenance via recombination. The transcript has 9 exons. Gene Ontology annotation, molecular function: ATP binding; ATP-dependent DNA damage sensor activity; four-way junction DNA binding.
AGCUUGAAUCCAAUAUAAUCUAAUAAUUUUAACAUUUAAACUACAGUUUAAUGCUAACUUUGUGCUUACAGGAUUUUAGUUUAAACUUUGAACGUUGAUAAAAGCUCUGAGCCACAUACUGCUACAGGCUGGGGAAUGAGUGCCUUAUACGUGACUUUAAAUGGAAAGCCCGAAAACGGCGUUAGAACUUUACCAACAACUGAGAUGGAACGGCGGAGAUUCUGUAGGCAACUUAUCUUUGGGUUGCCAGCUUUUAGAUAAGCACUUUAAAGGCGGCCUCUUAACGACUGGAAUCACGGAACUUACAGGAGGGAGCGCCACAGGCAAAACUCAAAUAUGUUUGCAAUUAUGUCUCACAGUGCAACUUCCUAUGGAGUACGGCGGGCUUGAUGGAGGUGCAUUAUACAUUUCUACUGAAGAUUUGUUUCCCAGUGAGAGAUUAGAACAACUAAUCAGAAGCCUUCCAUCCCGUUAUCCUCAAAUUUUGCAUUCCUUUCUUCGAAAUCAUCCUUUUAAAGAUUACAUUCUUGUCAAUCACGCUAGAGAACUGCACCAUCUUGAGCGACUAUUGGAAAACAAGAUACCCAAGUUCCUUUGUGCCAGUCGAUCAAGCAGGCCAAUCAAACUUCUUAUUAUCGAUUCUUUAACUGCUUUGUUCCGGACAGAAUUUGGUUAUAAGGAAUGUUUGCAGCGAAGCCACGUGCUUCACCGUUUUGCAAGUGCACUGAAAAAGUUGUCUCACAUCUACCAUCUUCCAGUUGUGAUAGUAAAUCAGGUCAGCGAUUGGCUCGUGGAUGUUGACAGUGGUGGCUAUUGCGCUGAUCUUGUAGGAAAUGCUAUCCCCUCCUUAGGGCUGGUAUGGUCCAAUAUGGUUAAUACGAGGAUCGCCCUUAAACGCGAAGAGCAAGUCGGCAUAGAAAAGAAGACCUUCACCGUUCGUACUAUGAGCGUCUUGCUAUCUCCGAAUUUGCCUAGAAAGAAACUUAAAUUUACUAUUGAUCUUACAGGCGUUAGCCACACUGGCAUAAUAAAAUAA